GAAUUUCAAAGGGGAUAAUGACGACUUUUUCAAGGGGUAAACGUGAAAGAGUAUUUUGAGAAGUCUUUUAGCUUUCAUCUUUAUUCCCCGGGUAGCCAAACCAAAACUCAUCCACCUUCGCUCUAAAUCUGUGGUUUGAUCGUGCACCAAAUCGGGAAAAAAUGGCGUACGUAGACCAUGCGUUUUCGAUAUCAGACGAGGACAUUAUGAUGGAGAGUUCGUACGCGGUGAAUAAUCGACCCCCCAUCAAAGAAAUCGCCUUGGCUGUUUCUCUUCUCGUUUUCGGAACUUUCGGGAUCAUUUGUGGAAGUUUGAUGUCUUACAACAGAGUUGGCGGUGACAGAGCUCAUGGGCUUUUCUUUGCAAUUCUUGGAUCGAUCUUGUUUAUUCCGGGAUUUUAUUACACGAGAAUUGCAUAUUAUGCUUACAAGGGAUACAAAGGAUUUUCUUUCGCCAACAUACCCUCUGUGUAGCCUCAUACCUCUGCUACUCUUGUACAGAUCUUCAUAUAAUCCAACUUGUACUAUUUCUUCUUCCUCCUCUAUAUGAAAAAUGGACUCUUUAUCCUGUUUAAUGUAGCAAUAUAGGGAUUAUUCGUUUUCUUUUUGUAGUCUUUUGUGGGUUUUCUGAUGAGUUACAACUUUUUUGGCGAUAUGGUGAUUUUUUGUUUUCUCUAUGCACCCUUUUAUGGGUUUCUGAUUGCGUUGUAAGAAAUGUUGUUGAUUUGAAUAAAAUAUUAUGUAUGUUAAUUGCUAAGUAAUGAACAAAGGAUUUCUCUA
Messenger RNA from Mangifera indica (mango), 779 nucleotides. Its product is annotated as transmembrane protein 230-like. The record is from RefSeq and is a predicted model, not a curated record. The transcript is spliced from 2 exons. Gene Ontology annotation, cellular component: endomembrane system. NCBI's taxonomy places the organism in Eukaryota, Viridiplantae, Streptophyta, Magnoliopsida, Sapindales, Anacardiaceae. Bases 162 to 473 code for a protein of 103 amino acids.